Paralichthys olivaceus (Japanese flounder) is the source of this 2250-nucleotide messenger RNA. It is a transcript of the gene hibadha, whose product is annotated as 3-hydroxyisobutyrate dehydrogenase a. Gene Ontology annotation, biological process: L-valine catabolic process. Gene Ontology annotation, molecular function: 3-hydroxyisobutyrate dehydrogenase activity; NAD binding; NADP binding. Lineage: Eukaryota; Metazoa; Chordata; Actinopteri; Pleuronectiformes; Paralichthyidae. Gene Ontology annotation, cellular component: mitochondrion. The record is from RefSeq and is a predicted model, not a curated record.
AGUACUCUGUUGGGGUUUCCUGGUUUGACAGCUGUCACUGUGCGCCGAGGUCAAGGCAAAGAAGCAUGGCUGCGCUGUUUAGAGGGUCACGAAAUGUAUUGUUACGCUGGAAUAAGCAUGUCGACCUUGCCCACGUGUCAAUGCGAUCAAUGGCUUCAAAAACACCAGUGGGGUUUGUUGGUCUGGGAAACAUGGGCAGUCCCAUGGCCAAAAACCUGUUAAAGAACGGUUAUCCUGUUAUUGCCACUGACAACUUCCCAGAGUCCUCCAAGGAACUGCAGGACCUGGGUGCUCAGGUAGUGGACUCCCCAGCAGAAGUGGCAGAAAAAGCAGAUCGGAUCAUCACAAUGCUGCCGUCAAGUCCCAAUGUCAUAGAGGUCUACACUGGCCAAAAUGGCAUCCUCAAGAAGGUAAAGAAGGGAACACUGUUGAUUGACUCUUCCACCAUUGACCCCUCAGUGUCAAAAGAGAUGGCAGCAGCUGCAGAGAAAAUGGGUGCCGUGUUCAUGGAUGCUCCGGUUUCAGGAGGUGUUGGGGCUGCCAGCUUGGCCAAACUGACCUUCAUGGUGGGUGGAGUGGAGGAAGAAUACAACGCUGCACAGGAGCUGCUGACCUGCAUGGGAGCCAAUGUUGUCUAUUGUGGACAGGUCGGCACCGGGCAGGCAGCAAAGAUCUGCAACAACAUGCUGCUGGCCAUCGGGAUGAUUGGGACUGCAGAAACCAUGAACCUUGGCAUCAGACUUGGUUUGGACCCAAAGCUGCUGGCAAAGAUCCUCAACAUGUCCUCAGGUCGUUGCUGGUCUAGCGACACAUACAACCCAGUCCCUGGAGUCAUGGAUGGAGUCCCCUCUGCCAACAACUACCAGGGCGGCUUUGGAACCACACUAAUGGCAAAGGAUCUGGGUUUGGCCCAAAACACUGCCACCAACACUAAGACGCCGGUCCCUCUGGGUUCCCUCGCCCACCAGAUCUUCAGAGUCAUGUGCUCCCGCGGUUAUGCUAACAAGGACUUCUCAUCUGUCUUCCAAUUCCUACGUGAGGAGGAGGGACAGUGAAUGUAGGGGGGAGCACAGUUAACUGUGAUAUUAGCAUACACACACACAAACACACACUUCAACCACACACCCCAGUGCCCCUUAUCCCACUAUGCUCAGGAGAGACUAAGGCCUUGCCCUCAGGCAAAGAUCAGCAAUCCAAUUAACAUACUGUAUGUUGACACGUGUCCCCUCAUUGCAUUAGCUGAAUCAUACUUUGAAUUCAUGGCUGUCCCUUUUGAAUGUGGGGAAAUAAUAAAACUGACCUUAGAUACGUAUUUGGAGGCAAAGCCAGCUGACGAGAGGUAGGAUGAGGCGCUGCAGACUAACACAAAACAAUGCAGACAUAUGUGGUAUUUUACGAUGAUCGAAGAGUAGUAAUUGCAUGAAUGGUGAAGGUAAGUUUUUGUCAGGUUUGUGCUUUUUGCCUGUUACUCAAAUGACCAGGAUUUGUCCCCUGAUAUUUAAAAAUCUAACAAAAACAUGAUACAAUAAGGAUUCACAUAGUGAUGGUGGGCUACAUUCAUGGAAAUAAAAUCCCACAUUCACAGCACUACAAAACUGUGCGUACAUGAGGGUUUACCUGUGUUGUUACAUUUCUUUGUUUCUGGCAGGAGCUUGGAGACUUCCUGCCAGCAGAUAAACUUGAUAAUUUCAUUUAUAAAUCAUCCAGUUAUCAUUUUUACUCAGUUACAGUAUUUACAAUUCUUGGUGUCCACAGUUUCAGUGGAUCAGCCAGUUCUCUACUGCAUUAUAAGAUAAUACCUGGUUAUUUUUGCACUGUGUGCAUCACGGUGUGAUGUGCUUGGCUAUUUUGAUACAGCUCUAGAAUCUCUUUUAACUUACCUCUCUCCACUACUGUCUACAUCUGCAAUCCUCUGGAGCAUUGUUAUUGUUAUUUUGCGACCAACACUGUUUAAACUUUAUACUGUUUACUACACAAUGUUCUCAAUUUCCAGCACAUUCUCUGACCCGUCAAGUCGAUCCUCCUCGCAUAUGUAUGACGUCUGUGUGAAGUGUCAGUGAGGAACGGUUCCUCCCUGCUAUGAGCAAAUGUACAUAAUGUAUAUUCAUAUUGUCGUGUAGUAAUGAAGAGGAAUCUAAAAGAACUGUCACUUUUUUAGUAAAAUUCAUUCGUUGUCUCUACAGUUUGUCUUUGCUCUGUGAAACAGAUCCUCAGUCACUCUGUAGCCUAAAAUAAAAGAUGUUCUGUGGA